Molecule: messenger RNA, 943 nt
Organism: Puccinia graminis f. sp. tritici CRL 75-36-700-3
Lineage: Eukaryota; Fungi; Basidiomycota; Pucciniomycetes; Pucciniales; Pucciniaceae
Exons: 3
Coding region: 38-919 (293 amino acids)
Source: RefSeq, a predicted model, not a curated record
CAGCGUCAAUGUCAAUAACCCCUUCGCUGAAACAAGGAUGCCCGGUUGCAAGAAAAAACUCAAAAACAAAAUCUCAUGGAGUUGUGCACUUCUUCGUCGAUCCAGAGCAAAUUCAGACCCUGGUCCUACAGCAACUCUUCCCUUGAGCCACGCCACAAACGAGGGGCAUGGAACGCCGGACGAAUUUCCCAUGUUAUCGCGAAGUAGAAGUGUGCACACGAGACCUGCAGUACCCUUCGUACAGGCUCAAGUAUCGCCAGCACCGGGAAGUGUCGUGUCGAUUUGUGAGACUGACUUCUAUGACGGGACUCCCAAGAUGUGGAAACAAAGCCAACGAUUCUUUUGCGAUGAGAUUGUCUAUUACCGACAAAGGAACCCUCAGCCACCGAGUCUCUCUGCCACUCAGUUCCAAGAAGACACCAAGAUUUGGCUCGAGGGUUUAGCUCGUAGGAGUAAAUUGGCCAGAGAUCGAUCCAACCACAAGACGCGCGACGAACAGGACAUCCUUCCAAGUGUCUCCAGCCAAGCAGGCCUGUCAGUGGCACCACUCAGGCCUACUACGAAGGUCAAACCCCGUCCAGUGGAAGGGAAAUCUGACGCGAACAACUACGAUGGACGCCGUAUGGCUGGUUCGAGCAUGAACGGCGACUCUGGGUCUGAACAUGCUGACCAGCAGAAGCACUUACACAUACCAUAUCUGGAGAGAUUGAGGCGAAGUGAAUCGCCAAGCUUGUUUCGUGCGAGCUUCGAAGAGGAGCAUGUCAACAGUAGUAACAAUAAGAGAUUAGUCUCCACUUGGUCUUCGGAUACGUUGUCGUUGUUAGCACUAGAAAACCAGGAGAAUGAGCGCAAUAGUUUCCAGCUAGAUAGCCCGUUAGAGGGAGAAGAAAAUCUUUCCACUUGUGAUCAAGACAACUGACGAACUCUAAGAGAGUACAGUGUA